Molecule: messenger RNA, 8977 nt
Organism: Gorilla gorilla gorilla (western lowland gorilla)
Lineage: Eukaryota; Metazoa; Chordata; Mammalia; Primates; Hominidae
Product: decreased expression in renal and prostate cancer protein-like
Exons: 2
Coding region: 6725-7747 (340 amino acids)
Source: RefSeq, a predicted model, not a curated record
CAGGGUUAGGGUUUUAGGCUCAGGGCCAGGGCCCAGGGUUAGGGUUUUAGGCUCAGGGCCAGGGCCCAGGGUUAGGGUUUUAGGGUCAGGGCCAGGGCCCAGGGUUAGGGUUUUAGGGUCAGGGCCAGGGCCCAGGGUUAGGGUUUUAGGCUCAGGGCCAGGGCCCAGGGUUAGGGUUUUAGGUUCGGGGCCAGGGCCCAGGGUUAGGGUUUUAGGGUUAGGGCCAGGGCCCAGGGUUAGGGUUUUAGGAUCAGUGCCAGGGCCCAGGGUUAGGGUUUUAGGGUCAGGUCCAGGGCCCAGGGUUAGGGUUUUAGGGUUAGGGCCACUGCCCACGGUUAGGGUUGUAGCGUCAGGGCCUGGGCCCAGGGUUAGGGUUUUAGGGUCAGGGCCAGGGCCCAGGGUUAGGGUUUUAGGUUCAGGGCCAGGGCCCAGGGUUAGGGUUUUAGGGUCAGGGCCUGGGCCCAGGGUUAGGUUUUUAAGGUCAGGGCCCAGGGUUAGGUUUUUAGGGUCAGGGCCCAGGGUUAGGGUUUUAGGGUCAGGACCCAGGGUUAGGGUUUUAGGGUCAUGGCCCAGGGUUAGGGUUUUAGGGUCAGGGCCCAGGGUUAGGGUGAUUUCCAGAAAGUGACCUCACAGUGACUCAAGCUACCACUUACUGUUGAUUGUGAUGAAAUGCCAGCUGAGGUAUAUGCCUUGGGGGCUAAGUGGUUGCUGCCCUUGACUACUAUGAAGACUGGUGUGGGAAGGGUCGCUUUGGAUGCACUUGAGCAGGGGUCCCCAACCCCUGAGCCAUGGAGCCGUAAGGAGCCACACAGCAGGUGAGUGGUGUCGAGUGAGGGAGUGAGGGAAGCUUCGUCUGUAUUUACAGCCACUCCCCUUUGCUCACAUUCCCGCCUGAGCUCCACCUUCUCAGAUGAGCAGCAGCAUUAGAUUCUCAUAGGAGAACGCACCCUGUUGUGAACCGUGCAUGUGAGGGAUCUAGGUUGCGCUGUUCUUAUGAGAAUCUAAUACCUAUUGAUCUGUCACUUUCUCCCAUCACGCUCAGGUGGGACCAUCCAGUUUCAGGAAAACAAGCUUAACACGCCCACUGAUUCUACAUUAUGGUGAGUUCUAUAAUUAUUUUAUUAUAUAUUCCAGUGUAAUAAUGGAAAUGAAGUGCCUAAUAAACGUAAAUGUGCUUAAAUCUUCUGGCCCAGCUCCUACCUCCCGGCAGCCUCGCCAGGCCCAGAACUCUCUCCAGUCAGCCUCUACAGGUGAAGCUCAUGACUCACAAUGGCCUAUUGAGGCCCAUACCCUACCUCACGGCAGUCUCCGCAGAUGAGCCUACUGCCUCACAACAGCCUCCACAGGCACAGCUCCAUCGUUCCAAUGGCCUCUUUAGACCCAGCUCCUGCCUCCCAGCCUUCUCUCCAGGCCCUGAACUUUCUCCGUAAGUUGAGGUAGCUGGGACUGUAGGUAUCCAUGACGAUACUUGGCUAAUCUUUAAAUUGUUUUGCAGACAUGGGGUCUCACUUUGUUGGCCAGGCUGGUGUCAAACUAAUGGCCUCAAGUGACCGUUCCACCCCUGCCUCCCAUCCUCGAGGUAUGUGCCACCACAAGGGGCACUUGUUCAAUUUUCUAAAGAAAAAAUUUCUAAAGUAAGGCUGUGGGAUGAUGGCAGGAAGAUAAAAGAAAAACAGAAGAAUAAGUUAAAAUGACUUAUUCACACAUAUUCUUUUGACAGCAAGAAGAACUUUUAGUAUAUACAUUCCUUACAAACAAACAAACGGCAGAUAAACAAUGUUGUAUAGGAACUUCAACACACACUGUACAAUAUUCCCACUUUGCUGACAUAAGUUAUGGAAAUUUUGUGGUUUCCUUGAGUGUCGCUAGCAGUAUUUUGCUUCUCUGAUGAUUUUUAUCAACUUCCUCAUCUGUUAACUUCUCUCCAAAGUAUGUCAUGUCACGACAUACUGCCGCUGCACGAACACGGCCAGUGUCUUCCUAUUAAACAUGUAGAAUGCUUUCCUAAUUUCUCUUUUUACUCUCUGUCUUUGUGUUCUGCAUUUUCCUUACUUUUAUUGUCAGAAACUCCAGAAAGUCAAUCGUACUAAUUUAUCACGAUUUGCUUUAUUAAUUUAUACUAUGCUUAUAUGGAAUUUUGCCCAACAGACCUCAUUACAAUUUGGGCCAGGGCCCAGGGUUAGGGUUGUUUCAGGGUCAGGGCCAGGGCCCAGUGUUAGGGUUGUUUUAGGGUCAGGGCCAGGGCCCAGGGCUAGGGGUGUUUUAGGGUCAGGGCCAGGGCCCAAAGUUAGGGUUGUUUUAGGGUCAGGGCCCAGGGUUAGGGUUUUAGGCUCAGGGCCAUGGCCCAGGGUUAGGGUUUUAGGCUCAGGGCCAGGGCCCAGGGUUAGGGUUUUAGGGUCAGGGCCAGGGCCCAGGGUUAGGGUUUUAGGGUCAGGGCCAGGGGCCAGGGUUAGGGUUUUAGGGUCAGGGCCAGGACCCAGGGUUAGGGUUUUAGGUUCGGGGCCAGGGCCCAGGGUUCGGGUUUUAGAGUCAGGGCCAGGGCCCAGGGUUAGGGUUUUAGGCUCAGGGCCAGGGCCCAGGGUUAGGGUUUUAGGAUCAGUGCCAGGGCCCAGGGUUAGGGUUUUAGGGUCAGGUCCAGGGCCCAGGGUUAGGGUUUUAGGGUUAGGGCCACUGCCCACGGUUAGGGUUUUAGGGUCAGGGCCUGGGCCCAGGGUUAGGGUUUUAGGGUCAGGGCCAGGGCCCAGGGUUAGGGUUUUAGGUUCAGGGCCAGGGCCCAGGGUUAGGGUUUUAGGGUCAGGGCCUGGGCCCAGGGUUAGGUUUUUAGGGUCAGGGCCCAGGGUUAGAGUUUCAGGGUCAGGACCCAGGGUUAGGGUUUUAGGGUCAUGGCCCAGGGUUAGGGUUUUAGGGUCAGGGCCCAGGGUUAGGGUGAUUUCCAGGAAGUGACCUCACAGUGAGUCAAGCUACCACUUACUGUUGAUUGUGAUGAAAUGCCAGCUGAGGCACAUGCCUUGGGGGCUAAGUGGUUGCUGCCCUUGACUACUAUGAGGACUGGUGUGGGAAGGGUCGCUUUGGAUGCACUUGAGCAGGGGUCCCCAACCCCUGAGCCAUGGAGCCGUAAGGAGCCACACAGCAGGUGAGUGGUGUCGAGUGAGGGAGUGAGGGAAGCUUCGUCUGUAUUUACAGCCACUCCCCUUUGCUCACAUUCCCGCCUGAGCUCCACCUUCUCAGAUGAGCAGCAGCAUUAGAUUCUCAUAGGAGAACGCACCCUGUUGUGAACCGUGCAUGUGAGGGAUCUAGGUUGCGCUGUUCUUAUGAGAAUCUAAUACCUAUUGAUCUGUCACUUUCUCCCAUCACGCUCAGGUGGGACCAUCCAGUUUCAGGAAAACAAGCUUAACACGCCCACUGAUUCUACAUUAUGGUGAGUUCUAUAAUUAUUUUAUUAUAUAUUCCAGUGUAAUAAUGGAAAUGAAGUGCCUAAUAAACGUAAAUGUGCUUAAAUCUUCUGGCCCAGCUCCUACCUCCCGGCAGCCUCGCCAGGCCCAGAACUCUCUCCAGUCAGCCUCUACAGGUGAAGCUCAUGACUCACAAUGGCCUAUUGAGGCCCAUACCCUACCUCACGGCAGUCUCCGCAGAUGAGCCUACUGCCUCACAACAGCCUCCACAGGCACAGCUCCAUCGUUCCAAUGGCCUCUUUAGACCCAGCUCCUGCCUCCCAGCCUUCUCUCCAGGCCCUGAACUUUCUCCGUAAGUUGAGGUAGCUGGGACUGUAGGUAUCCAUGACGAUACUUGGCUAAUCUUUAAAUUGUUUUGCAGACAUGGGGUCUCACUUUGUUGGCCAGGCUGGUGUCAAACUAAUGGCCUCAAGUGACCGUUCCACCCCUGCCUCCCAUCCUCGAGGUAUGUGCCACCACAAGGGGCACUUGUUCAAUUUUCUAAAGAAAAAAUUUCUAAAGUAAGGCUGUGGGAUGAUGGCAGGAAGAUAAAAGAAAAACAGAAGAAUAAGUUAAAAUGACUUAUUCACACAUAUUCUUUUGACAGCAAGAAGAACUUUUAGUAUAUACAUUCCUUACAAACAAACAAACGGCAGAUAAACAAUGUUGUAUAGGAACUUCAACACACACUGUACAAUAUUCCCACUUUGCUGACAUAAGUUAUGGAAAUUUCGUGGUUUCCUUGAGUGCCGCUAGCAGUAUUUUGCUUCUCUGAUGAUUUUUAUCAACUUCCUCAUCUGUUAACUUCUCUCCAAAGUAUGUCAUGUCACGACAUACUGCCGCUGCACGAACACGGCCAGUGUCUUCCUAUUAAACAUGUAGAAUGCUUUCCUAAUUUCUCUUUUUACUCUCUGUCUUUGUGUUCUGCAUUUUCCUUACUUUUAUUGUCAGAAACUCCAGAAAGUCAAUCGUACUAAUUUAUCACGAUUUGCUUUAUUAAUUUAUACUAUGCUUAUAUGGAAUUUUGCCCAACAGACCUCAUUACAAUUUGGGCCAGGGCCCAGGGUUAGGGUUGUUUCAGGGUCAGGGCCAGGGCCCAGUGUUAGGGUUGUUUUAGGGUCAGGGCCAGGGCCCAGGGCUAGGGGUGUUUUAGGGUCAGGGCCAGGGCCCAAAGUUAGGGUUGUUUUAGGGUCAGGGCCCAGGGUUAGGGUUUUAGGCUCAGGGCCAUGGCCCAGGGUUAGGGUUUUAGGCUCAGGGCCAGGGCCCAGGGUUAGGGUUUUAGGGUCAGGGCCAGGGCCCAGGGUUAGGGUUUUAGGGUCAGGGCCAGGGCCCAGGGUUAGGGUUUUAGGGUCAGGGCCAGGGCCCAGGGUUAGGGUUUUAGGUUCGGGGCCAGGGCCCAGGGUUCGGGUUUUAGAGUCAGGGCCAGGGCCCAGGGUUAGGGUUUUAGGCUCAGGGCCAGGGCCCAGGGUUAGGGUUUUAGGAUCAGUGCCAGGGCCCAGGGUUAGGGUUUUAGGGUCAGGUCCAGGGCCCAGGGUUAGGGUUUUAGGGUCAGGGCCAGGGCCCAGGGUUAGGGUUUUAGGGUCAGGGCCAGGGCCCAGGGUUAGGGUUUUAGGCUCAGGGCCAGGGCCCACGGUUAGGGUUUUAGGCUCGGUGCCAGGGCCAAGGGUUAGGGUUUUAGGGUCAGAGCCACGGCCCAGGGUUAGGGUUUUAGGGUCAGGGCCUGGGCCCAGGGUUAGGUUUUUAGGGUCAGGGCCCAGGGUUAGGGUUUUAGGGUCAGAGCCCAGGGUUAGGGUUUUAGGGUCAGGACCCAGGGUUAGGGUUUUAGGGUCAUGGCCCAGGGUUAGGGUUUUAGGGUCAGGGCCCUGGGUUAGGGUGAUUUCCAGGAAGUGACCUCACAGUGACUCAAGCUACCACUUACUGUUGAUUGUGAUGAAAUGCCAGCUGAGGCACAUGCCUUGGGGGCUAAGUGGUUGCUGCCCUUGACUACUAUGAAGACUGGUGUGGGAAGGGUCGCUUUGGAUGCACUUGAGCGGGGGUCCCCAACCCCUGAGCCAUGGAGCCGUAAGGAGCCACACAGCAGGUGAGUGGUGUCGAGUGAGGGAGUGAGGGAAGCUUCGUCUGUAUUUACAGCCACUCCCCUUUGCUCACAUUCCCGCCUGAGCUCCACCUUCUCAGAUGAGCAGCAGCAUUAGAUUCUCAUAGGAGAACGCACCCUGUUGUGAACCGUGCAUGUGAGGGAUCUAGGUUGCGCUGUUCUUAUGAGAAUCUAAUACCUAUUGAUCUGUCACUUUCUCCCAUCACGCUCAGGUGGGACCAUCCAGUUUCAGGAAAACAAGCUUAACACGCCCACUGAUUCUACAUUAUGCUCCUACCUCCCGGCAGCCUCGCCAGGCCCAGAACUCUCUCCAGUCAGCCUCUACAGACCAAGCUCAUGACUCACAAUGGCCUAUUUAGGCCCAUACCCUACCUCACGGCAGUCUCCACAGAUGAGCCUACUGCCUCACAACAGCCUCCACAGGCACAGCUCCAUCGUUACAAUGGCCUCUUUAGACCCAGCUCCUGCCUCCCAGCCUUCUCUCCAGGCCCUGAACUUUCUCCGUAAGUUGAGGUAGCUGGGACUGUAGGUAUACAUGACGAUACUUGGCUAAUCUUUAAAUUGUUUUGCAGACAUGGGGUCUCACUUUGUUGGCCAGGCUGGUGUCAAACUAAUGGCCUCAAGUGACCCUUCCACCCCUGCCUCCCAUCCUCGAGGUAUGUGCCACCACAAGGGGCACUUGUUCAAUUUUCUAAAGAAAAAAUUUCUAAAGUAAGGCUGUGGGAUGAUGGCAGGAAGAUAAAAGAAAAACAGAAGAAUAAGUUAAAAUGACUUAUUCACACAUAUUCUUUUGACAGCAAGAAGAACUUUUAGUAUAUACAUUCCUUACAAACAAACAAACGGCAGAUAAACAAUGUUGUAUAGGAACUUCAACACACACUGUACAAUAUUCCCACUUUGCUGACAUAAGUUAUGGAAAUUUCGUGGUUUCCUUGAGUGUCGCUAGCAGUAUUUUGCUUCUCUGAUGAUUUUUAUCAACUUCCUCAUCUGUUAACUUCUCUCCAAAGUAUGUCAUGUCACGACAUACUGCCGCUGCACGAACACGGGCAGUGUCUUCCUAUUAAACAUGUAGAAUGCUUUCCUAACUUCUCUUUUUACUCUCUGUCUUUGUGUUCUGCAUUUUCCUUACUUUUAUUGUCAGAAACUCCAGAAAGUCAAUCGUACUAAUUUAUCACGAUUUGCUUUAUUAAUUUAUACUAUGCUUAUAUGGAAUUUUGCCCAACAGACCUCAUUACAAUUUGGGCCAGGGCCCAGGGUUAGGGUUGUUUCAGGGUCAGGGCCAGGGCCCAGUGUUAGGGUUGUUUUAGGGUCAGGGCCAGGGCCCAGGGCUAGGGGUGUUUUAGGGUCAGGGCCAGGGCCCAAAGUUAGGGUUGUUUUAGGGUCAGGGCCCAGGGUUAGGGUUUUAGGCUCAGGGCCAUGGCCCAGGGUUAGGGUUUUAGGCUCAGGGCCAGGGCCCAGGGUUAGGGUUUUAGGCUCAGGGCCAGGGCCCAGGGUUAGGGUUUUAGGGUCAGGGCCAGGGCCCAGGGUUAGGGUUUUAGGCUCAGGGCUAGGGCCCAGGUUUAGGGUUUUAGGUUCGGGGCCAGGGCCCAGGGUUCGGGUUUUAGAGUCAGGGCCAGGGCCCAGGGUUAGGGUUUUAGGCUCAGGGCCAGGGCCCAGGGAUAGGGUUUUAGGAUCAGUGCCAGGGCCCAGGGUUAGGGUUUUAGGGUCAGGUCCAGGGCCCAGGGUUAGGGUUUUAGGGUCAGGGCCAGGGCCCAGGGUUAGGGUUUUAGGCUCAGGGCCAGGGCCCAGGGUUAGGGUUUUAGGCUCAGGGCCAGGGCCCACGGUUAGGGUUUUAGGCUCGGUGCCAGGGCCAAGGGUUAGGGUUUUAGGGUCAGAGACAGGGCCCAGGGUUAGGGUUUUAGGGUCAGGGCCUGGGCCCAGGGUUAGGUUUUUAGGGUCAGGGCCCAGGGUUAGGGUUUUAGGGUCAGAGCCCAGGGUUAGGGUUUUAGGGUCAGGACCCAGGGUUAGGGUUUUAGGGUCAUGGCCCAGGGUUAGGGUUUUAGGGUCAGGGCCUGGGCCCAGGGUUAGGGUUUUAGGGUCAGGGCCCAGGGUUAGGGUUUUAGGGUCAGGGCCCAGGGUUAGGGUUUUAGGGUCAGGACCCAGUGUUAGGGUUUUAGGGUCAUGGCCCAGGGUUAGGGUUUUAGGGUCAGGGCCCAGGGUUAGGGUGAUUUCCAGGAAGUGACCUCACAGUGACUCAAGCUACCACUUACUGUUGAUUGUGAUGAAAUGCCAGCUGAGGCACAUGCCUUGGGGGCUAAGUGGUUGCUGCCCUUGACUACUAUGAAGACUGGUGUGGGAAGGGUCGCUUUGGAUGCACUUGAGCAGGGGUCCCCAACCCCUGAGCCAUGGAGCCGUAAGGAGCCACACAGCAGGUGAGUGGUGUCGAGUGAGGGAGUGAGGGAAGCUUCGUCUGUAUUUACAGCCACUCCCCUUUGCUCACAUUCCCGCCUGAGCUCCACCUUCUCAGAUGAGCAGCAGCAUUAGAUUCUCAUAGGAGAACGCACCCUGUUGUGAACCGUGCAUGUGAGGGAUCUAGGUUGCGCUGUUCUUAUGAGAAUCUAAUACCUAUUGAUCUGUCACUUUCUCCCAUCACGCUCAGGUGGGACCAUCCAGUUUCAGGAAAACAAGCUUAACACGCCCACUGAUUCUACAUUAUGGUGAGUUCUAUAAUUAUUUUAUUAUAUAUUCCAGUGUAAUAAUGGAAAUGAAGUGCCUAAUAAACGUAAAUGUGCUUAAAUCUUCUGGCCCAGCUCCUACCUCCCGGCAGCCUCGCCAGGCCCAGAACUCUCUCCAGUCAGCCUCUACAGACCAAGCUCAUGACUCACAAUGGCCUAUUUAGGCCCAUACCCUACCUCACGGCAGUCUCCGCAGAUGAGCCUACUGCCUCACAACAGCCUCCACAGGCACAGCUCCAUCGUUACAAUGGCCUCUUUAGACCCAGCUCCUGCCUCCCAGCCUUCUCUCCAGGCCCUGAACUUUCUCCGUAAGUUGAGGUAGCUGGGACUGUAGGUAUCCAUGACGAUACUUGGCUAAUCUUUAAAUGUUUUGCAGACAUGGGGUCUCACUUUGUUGGCCAGGCUGGUGUCAAACUAAUGGCCUCAAGUGACCCUUCCACCCCUGCCUCCCAUCCUUGAGGUAUGUGCCACCACAAGGGGCACUUGUUCAAUUUUCUAAAGAAAAAAUUUCCAAAGUAAGGCUGUGGGAUGAUGGCAGGAAGAUAAAAGAAAAACAGAAGAAUAAGUUAAUAUGACUUAUUCACACAUAUUCUUUUGACAGCAAGAAGAAUUUUUAGUAUAUACAUUCCUUACAAACAAACAAACGGCAGAUAAACAAUGUUGUAUAGGAACUUCAACACACACUGUACAAUAUUCCCACUUUGCUGACAUAAGUUAUGGAAAUUUUGUGGUUUCCU